This is a messenger RNA of Sitodiplosis mosellana (orange wheat blossom midge), 1823 nucleotides long. RefSeq names its product mitochondrial pyruvate carrier 2-like. Gene Ontology annotation, cellular component: mitochondrial inner membrane. The record is from RefSeq and is a predicted model, not a curated record. Gene Ontology annotation, molecular function: pyruvate transmembrane transporter activity. Gene Ontology annotation, biological process: pyruvate import into mitochondria. The transcript has 4 exons. The coding region runs from base 547 to 1005 and encodes 152 amino acids. Lineage: Eukaryota; Metazoa; Arthropoda; Insecta; Diptera; Cecidomyiidae.
GUGUUUAUCACACGAUCUGUUCGUAUGUGUGCAACGUGUUCCAUAUUUGACGUCUCACGUGUACUUUUUGCGUGUGUUUUUUUGGGUUACAUACGACGUCAAGAUUUUAUUCUUGUCAUUCUCGUCGCAUUCAGUGGCCCAUACAGAAUCGAGCCUUGCUUUAUUCGUUUCAAGUUCAUUAAUGCUGAUGUGAAAUUGCUUUUUCGUAUUUUCACGGCGUCGACAACAGUUGUGUGGCAUACUGAGUACGACCGAUUGAUUCGAAAUCAUACGACGAGCAUUCACAACAACACAGUACCAAUUGCAAAAAGGAAAAGGAAGAAAAAAAUCGGUUCUAAAAGGGGAAAUAUCAAUCAAUCUAUUUUUAAUGUGAUUUGUUUGUGCGGAAGAAUUAUUCGUCAACAGAACACCAUACUACAAGUGACAAUCGUGCAUUAAAUCAGUCAGUCGAUCGACGAACCUCGAAGUAGAAGCACACACAACAAUCAUCAUCUCCGACAAUUAAGCGAUUUUUUUUUUAAAGCGAAAAAGAAUCUGUGAUAAAUCAUGGCAACUCCAGCUGCAAAUAUUGUGACUAAAGCAUCGAUCCCAACCAAAGUCUAUCAAUUAUUGGUUAAAACAGCGGAACCAUUCGUACCGAAAAAACUACAACCACUUUGGAAUCAUCCAGCAGGUCCAAAAACAGUAUUUUUCUGGGCACCAGCAUUCAAAUGGAGUCUUGUCAUUGCCGGUUUGAGUGACUUAUCACGUCCAGCCAACAGCCUGUCCAUUGGUCAAUCAGCAUCACUUUUUGCAACGGGUGUCAUUUGGUCACGCUAUUCAUUGGUUAUCAUUCCCAAGAACUACGGUCUCUUCUCAGUGAAUGUAUUCGUCGCGUUGACUCAAAUCAUUCAAUUGAGUCGUGCUUAUAAUUAUGCACAAGAACAGAAAAAAUUAGCCGAAAAGCAAGGUGAAGGAGCACAAGAGCAACCGGUUGCCGCCACUGCAGUUGCCACAAAAAACUAGUUUAAUACAAAAGUGCAAUAGUUCAAUUGAAGAGUUUAAUCAUUUGUUUUUUUACGUACCGUGAUAACGAUAAAAAAAAAAACCAAAAUGAUACAAUUACGCUCUGAAAAUGGUACAAGAUAUAAAUCAUGGUGCGAUAGAGAAUCAAAAUCAAAGUGAAUCAAACAAACCGUAAUCGUUAUCAUUAGCGAUACAAUAUCAUAAAUCUGUGCUAAUUUUGGUGCAAACAUUCGCUUUGAUUUUCAUUCUUAUCACAAUCAUACUUGGAGUUCUGGGAACAUCUCACUUCGUUGCUUCCUAAAUGCGUACGAUUUUAUAAACGAAACAGAAAAAAAAAAUUAAACGAUUCAUGUAAUUUUAGUUAAUUUAUUAAAUUGCAUUGUGAACGACAUGCAUAUUGAAUCGCAUACGCACACCUCAGUUUACAAAAUCAAAUGUCGUCGGACUCAUAAGACUCAGGACUGUUGGAGCAGUUGAAAUUAUAACACAAAUCUUUUUCUCUCACUUGUUGAAUUAAAAAAAAAACAAUGUUCUUCACUGGUUGCGGUAAAUAAUUUUUGAGAACCUUUUAAAUCCAAAAUUCUAUACUUAAAUACUUUUUUUUUUUGUGUAAAUUAUUUUGUGUAUUGUAAAUAAUAUGUCGAUGACAAAAAAAGAUGUGUUCAAAUUGGACAUUCAAUUGUUAAUUUUCAACACCUUUUUUCUGUAAAUUUAAGUUAAGUGAAAAGGUAUACUACUCUAUAGGUGUGAAUUUAUAGGGAUCUUUUGUUAAAUUAUCAACAACAACAAAAAAAUAAAGACGAAUUCAGUUAUUUUCA